Molecule: messenger RNA, 1601 nt
Organism: Parasteatoda tepidariorum (common house spider)
Lineage: Eukaryota; Metazoa; Arthropoda; Arachnida; Araneae; Theridiidae
Source: RefSeq, a predicted model, not a curated record
GUCACGAACAAAACCUCGGAGGAACUUUGACUUUUGACAGAUAAUGAAAAGUGCAUGUAUUUGUGAUAGUGAUGUUCAUUAUUAUAGUGUUUAAAAUUCUGAAUGAUCUGUACUUUAUUUGUUAACUUUUAAAGACCUUUUAAAAGUAUAAACAGGCAAUAUGUCUACCUCUUACAGUCAUUUGUUGGGCACUUUUCCAGGGGCACAAUUAAGCCAACGUUGCUCCCACAGUAACGACAGAUAAUGAAAGAACAUCCAUGCCUUGCACGGGUUUCGAAUCCAGAACCUUUCUGAUGCAAGGCCAUUUCCCUGACCCCUUCACAGGCCGAUAUGUCUUCUAAAAGUGUUUGGGACAUGGAAGAUGAAGAACCUCGGAGAAAUCAUGUUAUAGAAACAACUUCAAUUUCAUCCCAGCCUAUCAAACUGCAUAAUAACGUUAUGAAAGGAUUUAAAUCUUGUGGACUAUCGAAACCAAAAAAAGUGCAGUUGCAAGUCUUGCCCCAUUUCACAAAUCUCACUUUCCAUGAUCUUGUGAUUAACGCACCACCCCGAACAGGCAAAACCAGCAGCGCAGUUAUUGGCAUUCUGGAUAAUUUCUCAAGAGCUACGUCUAAAUAUUCAUUAGCCAUCAUCGUCUGUCCUACAUACGAAAUCGCUGAAAUUUCCUAUUCAUGUCUUCAGAUUUUAGGAAAGUAUUGCGACGUAUCCUUGAAUUUCACGACCAAAGACAAGCGACCGAACAAAAACGAGAAACCUCCCAAAGAAAUCGUAAUCGGUACUCCCGAUAAAAUUUUAGAGCUUUCGCGUGCAUCUCUUCUAGAACUGAAAAAAGCUUCAUUUUUAUUUAUUGACGAAGCUGAUUGCUUGGGUAAUCCCAAAAAAUUCUUCUGUGACAUUUCUCUGAUAUUUCAACGCCUAUCGCCAAAGUGUCGUUCCAUCAUUUGUUCCACGGCUAAGACCAAAGCCAUUGAGGAAUUUAUGGCGAAGCAUAUGAUUUCUCCCAUUGAGAUAUCUGUAACCGAUACUAUUUAUAGACCAUUUCCAACAAAGCAACUUUACAUCGUUUGUGCUGAUGAGAAGGAAAAAAUAGAGUCUUUGGCUUUUCUUAUUAAUAUUCAGACUUUUCGCGGAAAGGUUGUUGUUUUCACUGAAACUAAGCUAGUCGCUAGUGAAUUAGGCUCAUUUUUGCACAAAAAUAACAUAUUUAGUGUUUUAUUGAUUGGUGAUCUUUCAAUAACUCAAAGAAGAAAAGUAUUGGAAGAUUUCAAAACAGGCGUUAUUCAGGUUCUUAUUACAACUAGGUCAUUUGUGAGUAUUAUUCCUGCUGGAUGCGCGACCAAACUCAUCCAUUAUAACCAGAUAUUGGAUGAAAAGGACAGACUGGAUAUUAAUGUUUACAAUAGACGUGAUUAUCUAUUGUCUACCAAAGAGAAAGGCCUCGAGAUUUAUUACAUCGAGAAAAGAUGGGAAGAAUAUCUAUUUAAAGAUAAAGAUGUAACUAAUGGAAGAAGUUUUUUCAAUAAUAUUGAAAUAAUUAAUGAUCUCACACUGAAGGAAUAUUUUAAUUAAAUGUAAAAAUAAAAUAUAAAUAUACAAUCUUA